AUGGAGCCACUUAUUGCACUUCUUCAUAUGGUAAUGGCCAUCAUGACUUUCUCUAAAGCUAAUGAGACUGUCUGUCAUCUGCGAGGAGAGCCGGCCUACCCUCAGCUAUGGAAAGAUGGGGACAUCAUAGUUGGAGGGGUUUUCUCCUUCCAUAGCAGCUGGGAGGUCAGACAACUAACAUAUUCAAUUACACCACCUCCACUGAAGUGCAUCAGUCUUAAUUUCAGAGAUUUCCAGCAUGCACAGACGAUGCUCUUUGCUAUAGAGGAAAUUAACAACAGUUCCACUUUGCUUCCGGGGGUCUCAUUGGGCUACAAGAUCUAUGACACAUGCGGCUCUGUGGCAGUGGGGGUUCAAGCAGCUAUGGCCCUCGCCAAUGGGCAUGAUAAAACAUCUGUUGAAGGGCCGUGCACAAAGCAAGCAGAGGUGCAAGCCAUUAUCGGAGACACAACCUCAUCAGCAUGCAUGGCAAUAACAAAAAGUAUUGGACCAUUUAAACUUCCAUUGAUCAGUCAUUAUGCAACAUGUGAGUGCCUCAGUGACAAAAUCAAAUAUCCUUCAUUUCUUCGAACUAUUGCAAGCGAUUACUUUCAGAGCAGAGCAUUGGCAGAACUGGUCAGACACUUUGGCUGGACCUGGGUAGGAGCUUUAAGAACAGAUGAUGAUUAUGGCAACAGUGGAAUGGCCACUUUCACUAAAGUAGCUGAGCAGAUGGGCAUCUGUCUGGAAUAUUCCCUCCCGUUUUUCAGAACAUACACAGAAGACAAAGUACUGCGAAUAAUUGAACAGAUUAAAAGCUCUACUUCUCGAGUGAUUGUGGGAUUUCUUGCCCACUGGGACUUGGAGGUUCUGUUGCAUAAAUUUGUUGAACACAAUAUUACAGGAUUUCAGUGGGUGGGCACAGAAGCCUGGAUCUCAGAUUCUGUCAUUGCCAGUAUGGAUAAACACCAUAUUUUGCAGGGGGCUGUUGGGCUGGCUAUACCUAAAACACAGGUGACAGGUCUAAAGGAAUUCAUUCUAAAUAUAAAGCCACUGAAGUCUUCAGGAAGUGCCAUUUUUAAUGAGCUCUGGGAAGCUUUGUUUCAGUGUAAAUACUUCAAUGAUUCAACCUUCACCACUGAAUGUUCAGGCAAAGAGGAGUUGUCUCAGGUGCAAAACCUAUUCACAGACAUGUCACUCAUGCCCAUCUUCAGUAAUGUGUAUAAAGGAGUGUACGCUGUAGCUCAUGCACUUCAUGACCUUCUGGGCUGCACGGACAAAUGUGAAACAAAGAAACAGCCUGAUCCCUCAACAUUUCUGAAGCACCUGAAAAAAGUGCAUUUCAAAACCAAAGAUGGCGAGGAUGUUUACUUUGAUGAGAAUGGAGAUCCAGUUGCAAAAUAUGAUAUAAUAAAUUGGCAACCAAGUAAAAAACAACACUACGAAUUUGCCACUGUUGGGCUUUAUGAUGCAUCUUUUGUCGGGACAGAUCGUUUAGCUGUGAAUAUGACAUCAAUUUUAUGGGCAAAAAAUUCUACACAGGUGCCAGUGUCUGUGUGCAGUGAGAGUUGUCCUCCAGGCACUAGGAAGGCUGUACAGAAAGGAAAACCUAUAUGUUGUUAUGACUGUAUACCUUGUACAGAAGGUGAAAUCAGUAACACAUCAGAUUCUGUGACAUGUCUGCGGUGCCAUGAAGACUUCUGGUCAAAUCUGCAGAAGGAUGGAUGUGUUAACAAGGAGACUGAAUAUUUAUCCUAUGAGGAGAUCAUGGGAAUUUUGCUCACAACUAUUUCUAUUGUUGGUGCAUUUACAACAAUGUUAAUUGCAGUCAUAUUCUUCAGAUAUAAAAACACUCCAAUAGUUAAAGCAAACAACUCAGAGCUGAGCUUUCUGCUCCUGUUUUCACUAAUGCUGUGUUUUCUCUGUUCACUUACUUUCAUUGGUCGCCCCACUGAGUGGUCCUGUAUGUUACGUCACACAGCGUUUGGGAUCACUUUUGUCCUCUGUAUCUCUUGUGUUCUGGGUAAAACAAUAGUUGUGUUAAUGGCCUUUAAGGCCACACUUCCAGGAAGUAAUGUCAUGAAAUGGUUUGGGCCUCCUCAGCAGAGACUCAGUGUUCUUGGUUUCACACUUAUACAAGUGCUUAUCUGUAUACUUUGGCUCACAAUAUCUCCACCUUUUCCUUUUAAAAAUCUAAACUACGUCAAAGAAAAAAUAAUUUUAGAAUGUAACGUGGGUUCAUCUGUAGGCUUCUGGGCUGUGCUGGGUUACAUUGGACUCCUUGCUAUUCUAUGCUUCUUUUUGGCUUUUCUGGCUCGCAAACUGCCUGAUAACUUCAAUGAAGCUAAAUUCAUCACAUUCAGUAUGCUCAUAUUCUGUGCUGUGUGGAUCACAUUUAUUCCAGCUUAUGUCAGUUCUCCUGGAAAAUUCACAGUAGCAGUAGAGAUAUUUGCCAUUUUAGCUUCCACAUAUGGACUGUUAUUUUGCAUCUUCAUUCCUAAAUGCUAUAUUAUAUUAUUGAAACCAUACAAAAAUUCUAAAAAACACAUGAUGGGUAAAGUACCCUCAUGA
Messenger RNA from Triplophysa rosa, 2550 nucleotides. Its product is annotated as extracellular calcium-sensing receptor-like. Lineage: Eukaryota; Metazoa; Chordata; Actinopteri; Cypriniformes; Nemacheilidae. Gene Ontology annotation, molecular function: G protein-coupled receptor activity. Gene Ontology annotation, biological process: G protein-coupled receptor signaling pathway. Gene Ontology annotation, cellular component: membrane. The transcript is spliced from 6 exons. The coding region runs from base 1 to 2550 and encodes 849 amino acids. The record is from RefSeq and is a predicted model, not a curated record.